Messenger RNA from Gilbertella persicaria, 1539 nucleotides. Its product is annotated as ABC transporter transmembrane region 2-domain-containing protein. Lineage: Eukaryota; Fungi; Mucoromycota; Mucoromycetes; Mucorales; Choanephoraceae. Bases 1 to 1539 code for a protein of 512 amino acids. Gene Ontology annotation, biological process: long-chain fatty acid import into peroxisome; very long-chain fatty acid catabolic process; peroxisome organization. Gene Ontology annotation, molecular function: ATP binding; long-chain fatty acid transmembrane transporter activity; ABC-type transporter activity. The record is from RefSeq and is a predicted model, not a curated record. Gene Ontology annotation, cellular component: peroxisomal membrane. The transcript has 6 exons.
AUGACUUUUUAUGCCGUUGGUAACCUAGAUGACCGUAUCAAAAACGCCGAUCAAUGCAUCACAGUCGACACCAUGAAAUUCUCCAACUCAUUAGCCGAACUCUAUUCCAACUUGGCUAAACCUAUACUAGAUGUCUUUAUCUAUAAUUAUCAAUUGACACGCACAGUAGGAUUUGAAGCUGUUUUUUUAGGUUCAUUGAUUAUCAAUGCUUCUUCUGUCAUGAUGCGUAAAUACACACCUUCUUUUGGUAACAUGGUGGCUGAAGAACAAAAGCUUGAAGGUGAAUUUCGUUUCCGUCAUUCUCGUUUGAUUGAGAAUGCAGAAGAAGUGGCCUUGUUGGAUGGUCAAGCCAUAGAGAAGACUGAAUUAGACAAGAGCUAUUAUCGGCUUAUUAAGCAUGUGAAUCGCAUCUUUCGGUUACGUGUGCCUCAUGGUAUGUUGGAGGACUUUGUGAUCAAGUAUUUCUGGGGUGCUUGUGGUCUUGUGUUGUGUUCCGUACCUGUGUUCUUUACUCUGCCUAGCUUAGAUAACAUGGAUCUUGGUGGCCGUACCAAAGGGUUUGUGACCAAUCGUCGUCUUCUCUUGAGUUCGUCUGAUGCUGUGGGUCGUAUCAUGUAUGCCUAUAAAGAAAUCACAGAACUAGCAGGUUACACUAGCCGAGUCAAUGAUCUCUUACAGGUCUUUGAAGAUGUCAAGGCAGGCCAUUAUCAAAAGAAUCUUGUUUCUUCCCGUUCCAUUGAACUCAAUGCUGAGAAAAUCAAAGGUCGUGGUGAAGUAGUUCAAAGUGAGAUCAUUGAAUUUGAUCAUGUGCCUAUUGUGAGUCCUAAUGGUGAUGUACUUGUGCCUCAACUUACGUUUCAUGUGAAGCCUGGUAUGCAUUUGUUGAUUGUGGGUCCAAAUGGCUGUGGUAAAUCUUCUUUGUUUCGUAUCUUGGGUGGAUUAUGGCCUGUCUAUGGUGGCACUGUCUAUCGUCCAAGUCAUCGUGAUAUCUUUUAUAUUCCUCAAAGACCUUAUCUCUCUUUAGGCACACUUCGAGACCAAAUUCUUUAUCCUGACACACUUCAAGACAUGAAGAACAAACAAGUAACAGACCAAGACCUGCUGGAUAUCCUUAAAGUAGUUCAAAUUGAGCAUGUCGUUGAAAGAGAAGGUGGUUGGGAUACAGAAAAGGAAUGGACGUUAGCCUUGUCGGGUGGUGAUAAACAACGAAUUGCCAUGGCUCGCUUAUUUUACCAUGCACCUCGUUAUGCUAUUUUGGAUGAAUGUACAAGUGCAGUCAGUAUGGACAUUGAGAAGAUUAUGUACACACAUGCUACUGCAUUGGGUAUCUCUCUUUUGACUGUCUCUCAUCGACCUUCUUUAUGGCAAUACCAUAACUUCAUUUUACAGUAUGAUGGACAAGGUGGUUAUGUAUUCACUAAAUUGGAUGCUCAAAAGAGAUUAGCACUUCAAGAAGAAAAGAAUGCUAUUGAAGCCAAAUUACUCGAAAUACCUAAAUUACAAGCACGUAUUCAAGAAUUAUCUGAAUUAAAGCAAUAA